CAGUCCUCAUAUACGUACGACAAAGCCUGGAUUUGAUAAAUGUAGGGAAAAAACUAUUUACACAAGGAUAAUCAAUAAAAACGGAUGGGAAUGUGUUUACUUUUCGGAGGGUCCACUCCGUUUCAAACUAUACUUAGCUGGAGUGUAUUUUAGUAAGACUUUUUUUACGCUUGGAUACCAGUCGAGAUCCAGAUAUAACAGGGGCACUAAGUGGAUGUUUCCUCGGACGGACGCAGCUCGCCGUGAAAAUGCCUACAAUACCGAGUAUACCGGGUGGAUCUGGGGGGAUGCUCCGCUCCAGGCGGAGGGACGCAAAUGCAAAACCAAAUCGAGUACUGGACAGAAAUUCCAGUCGUGGAAUGAUUUUUGAAAAUGAAGAACUAAGGCUAAGGACAAUAAAUAUAAACGAAGAAAUUGAAAAAGGCCAGAACGACAUAAAGAAACUGAGGAGAGAAAACGAACAACUGAGGCGUGAGAUCUGGUCUCUUAGGGACGAGUGCGACAGGCUGCAGGAACUUCUCAAAAGGCAGGAGGAAGAAGACGAUGAAGACGAAACCGAAUAUGAGGAGGACGAACAAGAAAUUGAAACUAAGGUCGAAAGAAAUCAUACGAAGAAAUUCGAAGGAGAUGGUCUGAGUAUCGUCCCCGAGGAGCCAGAAGAAGCGACGACACCCGACUGCGUCCUACCACAAAUAACUUCAUUGAUUAAACAGGAAGUCAACAAUGAGAAAGGACUGCUGGAGUAUAAAGGAAGGCCAUCACCGUGUCUGCGGAUAAAUAGCGUUCAUCCGUUUACAGCAGCAGCCACGCUUGAUCUCGAUUUAUUUCCAGGGGUCACGGUAUUCGAGGUGAUAGAAGAUGCAAUCAAAGUUUGCCAAGGGGUCGUGGGAGUGAGACUGUUGUCUGGCUCUAUUUACAUAAGCUGUGAAUCAAAGGAGAGCUUGGAUUUGUUAAUAAACUCCGGUUUGAAACUGAGAAAUGAGCAAAUUUCUCUCUACGACGUUUCCCAAGGCACUGUCGUAUUGGACUUGAAAGGGGUUCCACAUCAUCUCACCGACUGCGAUCUGGCCCACGUCCUUUCUCAGUUCGGGCCUGUAAUUGGAGCUGUUGAAAGAAAAUUAUAUUGUGAUGUAGAUACUGGCGAAAGGUUGGCGAGGAUCAAGCCUCGAGUUUCAAUUCCAAAAAGGCUCUUCCUGCAGGGAAGCGAAAUUGUCAUGAGGCCGUUAGCUCACGAAGAACUUGUGAGACUUUCGAUUCAACAGUGUCCUUUAAAGCUUAACGUGAAGCUACCAGUACUAACUGAUAUUGCUGAUAUCAAAGAUACGCUACCGACAAACUCGACGUUGUCAGCGAGCUGCGAUACGGCUAAAUCCACUUCGGCUGAGCCUUUCGUAUUCCCAGGAAACUCUUCGGCCUCCACAGUGGAUUUGACGGCAAAAAUGGAGGAAAGGUGCCAGAGCGCUCCGAACAUCCGUAGUCAACAAGGAUCGCCGGUAAACACAGUCAGGAGAGGGAUAAGCGACGGAGAAGUGAAACGUGCUGUGAACAGGACGAGAAAAAUAUCCAAGAAGGGUCCGAGCCCUUUGCCUUCCUCCUCGUCCGAACAAGAUUCUCCGACUAAGCCGCGGAGAAGGAGAUCUUCCGUGCUGCAACCGCCGGUCAGUUUCGAAAAAGAAAUAUCGCCCAGUCUCAGUUCCAGGGCGAGUUUCAGAAGAAAACUGUCAGCGACCGGAAGGGAAACGGGAAAACUCCCUUGGUGCGCUUGCUGGGGAAACGGCUGUAUCUAGUGGCAUCACACCCUUGUAAAUUCUUCAAACGUACAUUCCAGAAAGUCAAUGGUAUUCGUCUAAGCAUUGUGAUAUAAAUAAAAAUGACAGUUGACGAUUUUAUUAUAUUUUAAUUUUGUUACGGUUACGCUGGUCAAAUCUUUGGUAAACCACGAAAUAUUUUAUUUCUGAAAACUUUCGAAACAACUUUGUAUCUAAUCGAUAACUCUUAUGUUUAUUAACAACGAUGACAACAUUAACUUA
This is a messenger RNA of Cimex lectularius (bed bug), 2030 nucleotides long. RefSeq lists its product as uncharacterized. The coding region runs from base 249 to 1787 and encodes 512 amino acids. Lineage: Eukaryota; Metazoa; Arthropoda; Insecta; Hemiptera; Cimicidae. The transcript is spliced from 9 exons. The record is from RefSeq and is a predicted model, not a curated record.